Molecule: messenger RNA, 523 nt
Organism: Dalotia coriaria
Lineage: Eukaryota; Metazoa; Arthropoda; Insecta; Coleoptera; Staphylinidae
Gene: mRpS33
Product: mitochondrial ribosomal protein S33
Exons: 1
Coding region: 111-491 (126 amino acids)
Cellular component (GO): mitochondrion
Source: RefSeq, a predicted model, not a curated record
CCAACUCGUCCUGCAGUCCUGCUGAUUGCGCUCGUGUGCGCUCCAACCUCAAAUUAUAUUUACUAAGUGUAGUGCAGAUUUUUAAUUUAAAAAUAGGAAAAUUACUCACAAUGAGUAAAUACGCGAAAUAUUCUCAUCUAAUCCAACAAACCACUGAGUACGCGCGUCGCAUGGACCGUCUCAGCAAGCGAAUAUUCGGUGAAGUCGCCCGGCCCACAAAUUCCAAGUCCAUGAAGGUGGUGAAACUCUUCUCUGCAGAACCAUUCAAUCAACGCAAGGAUAUCCACGGAUACUACCCUAGGCACCCUGAGGUAGGUCGCCUUAUGAUGAACCUGCGCUUGUAUGGGUUGUAUCGUGACGAGCACGCCGAUUUCAAUGAUGAGAUGAAGAGAAUGAGGGCACUCAGAGGCAAAGCACCACCAGUGCAUGAAUUCAAACAUCCCAAAAGGAAGGCGUUAUUUAAACACAAAUUAAGUUAUAUUAAAUUGUAGUAAUAUUGUUAUUAAAUAAAUUUGUAAACUAA